AUGGGUAUCUUCUCUGAACUCAACCUCCCUGCUGGUGUUAUUACUGGUGAAAACGUUUUCAAACUGUUUGAGUAUGCCAAAAAAAAUGGUUUCGCUAUUCCAGCGGUGAAUUGUACUUCCUCUUCAACUAUUAACGCUACUUUGGAAGCUGCUCGCGAUAUUAAAGCACCAAUUAUUAUCCAACUUUCUCAAGGUGGCUCUGCUUUCUACGCGGGUAAAGGUUUGAGCAAUGAUGGUCAGCGUGCUAGCAUUAUUGGUGCUAUCUCUGCUGCACAUCAUAUCAGGACGAUCGCAAAAGAUUAUGGAAUUCCCGUCGUGCUACAUUCUGAUCAUUGUGCUGAAAAGCUUUUGCCAUGGUUUGACGGAAUGUUGGAAGCUGAUAUCGAGUAUUUUAAACAACACGGUGAACCUCUCUUUAGUUCUCACAUGCUUGAUCUUUCUGAACUCUCAAAGGAAAAAAACAUUUCUACUUGUAAAGAAUAUUUAAAAAAAAUGGCCGAGAUCAAUCUUUUCCUUGAAAUGGAAAUUGGUAUUACUGGUGGAGAAGAGGAUGGCGUUGACAACACUGAUGUUCAUAAUUCAUCUUUAUACACACAACCUGAGGACAUCUGGGAUGUGUACAGAGAGCUGAGCAAGAUCAGUAAAAUGUUUACUAUUGCCGCUGCUUUUGGAAACGUACAUGGUGUUUAUAAACCUGGAAACGUAAAAUUGUCUCCAGGUUUGUUGAAAGAACAUCAAGAGCAUGUGCGCGCGAAAUUAAACUGUAAGGAUGAUAAACCCGUGUUUUUCGUAUUUCAUGGUGGUAGUGGAUCUGUUAAAGCCGAGAUCAAGGAAGCUGUAAGUUAUGGUGUUAUCAAGAUGAAUGUUGAUACAGAUACUCAAUGGGCUUACUGGGAUGGGUUGAAGUGUUAUCACGAAA
Molecule: messenger RNA, 919 nt
Organism: Racocetra persica
Lineage: Eukaryota; Fungi; Glomeromycota; Glomeromycetes; Diversisporales; Gigasporaceae
Source: the annotation of a GenBank genome assembly